AGUUUUAGAGCUGUUUGUGUGCAGCUGGAGACUCAGAAGGACUGCGGUGUCAGCAGGGUGACUUUGUAUUUGGCUUUUCCCACUCUCAUAGUGCGCGAUUUUUGUGGGACGGAGCUUAGGAAAGACUGUGGUCCGUCCAAAAGUCUGUCCAAAAUGCAUCGCGUGUGUGGAAUAUGGGAAAAUCACAGGUGUAGAUGUGUGUGUAAUUUCGAAUUGGGAAACUGAUCCAGGAAAAAUGUGGAGAGAUGCAGAGCAGGCCCUGACUCUGAUGUGGCUCCUCUCUUGGACCUCACACAGCGUGUGUCAUUCUCCUCCGGGGAGGCCCAGACUAACAAGAUGUCGUUCACCUGAGAAAGAGACUUUCACUUGCUGGUGGGAGCCUGGAUCAACAGGUGGACUGGCCACCAGCUACCAGCUUUAUUACAGGAAAGAGAGUUCUUUGGAAGUCUUUGAAUGUCCGGAUUAUCAUAAGGCGGGAAACAAUUCCUGUUAUUUUGAUAAGCAACACACGUCUAUUUGGAUCAUAUACAACAUCACAGUGGUGGCCUCCAAUGCACUGGGAAAAGCCUAUUCGGAAUCUGUAGAAGUUGAUGUUAUGGAUAUCGUGCAGCCUCAUCCUUUAGAGGCUGUAAAUGUGACUUUCGUGCAGACCACGAACAGCCCCUAUUUCCUGGUGCAGUGGCAGCCUCCGCAUGACGCAGACACACGUUCAGGGUGGGUAACAAUCAAAUAUGAAGUUCGCCUAAAAAUUGAGAACAGCGGAGACAAGGAGGACAGCAGCUGGGAGUCAUAUAGUGCUGGAAAACAAUUGGAGUUUAGCAUCUACAGUCCGCAGCCUGGAGCAAGUUACGUUGUGCAAGUGCGCUGUAAACUAGACCACGGCCUCUGGAGUGAAUGGAGCCCCUCCGCAUUCAUCCAGGUUCCAGACAAUAUGCCUGACACACAGAAUGCCGUUAUGAUUAUCGCCGUCACGCUUACUGUCAUCAUUUUCCUGUUGACUGCAGGAGCGCUGACAGUCAAGAUGAAACCGAUGAAGCAUUUUUUACUGCCACCAGUUCCAGAACCGAAAAUUAAUGGCUUAGACACUCAGCUCCUUAAGAGUGGGAAGUCUGAGGAGAUCUUCAGUGCUCUGAUCACUCCAGGAUAUCCUCAGAUAGUCCAGAGUUCAGACCGUCAGGUGGAGUAUCUUGUGGUCUCCAACUAUGAUGAGGAAAUGGAUUUUGAUGGCAAAGCUCCUCUUGAGGACCAAAAGGGAGAAAAUCGUCCCACAGAUACUGCACAAAAGGUCUCUCAGAACAGCAUCAAGAUCUCACUGAACAGCAGUCAGGAUCUAAAUACAACACUGAGCAAAAAUGACCACUCUGGGACCGUUUCCAAUGAGCUAAGUGUCCUUGGAGAACCUCAACAACUACUUCACCUUAAGUGCAAUGGCUCACCAGUAAAAGCCCAGGACCAAAACACUCAGAUGAGCUCCAGUAGUAAUUGUGAGCACGUCAGCAUCAACACUGCUGGACUUACGGAGUACGUCGAGGUUGAUGAAGACCAGAAACCUCUGGUCAGGGAGGACUACAGUAUGGUCAGUGACGUUAUCAGUGAUAACAUCCUUGUACUACAAGACAGCAUCCCUGUAGAGGGACACAAAGAGGUCAAAUGUGACAAAACAUCUGCACCUCUGGGAUACUUGGAAACCCUGACAACAUUUUCAAGUGAAUCUUGACUGUUUUGUGACUUUGGGAUUAUAUUGUCUGGUUGUGUCCUGCUCAAACGGUCAAUCACUCUGUUAGUAGAGAUGUGAGAAGUGUUCCUUCAGCGAUCUGGGGUGCGUUUCCUGUACAGUGACAUAACUUGCUGCUAAACUACCAGUGCUAUUCAUAACUUAUUCCCAAAACUGCUGACUGAUUAUUGGAACCACAAUGAUUCAACAAUCUAGAACUGCCAUUACUGUAAUUACUUCUGCUCAUGAAUCGUUUCGGUCAAAUUAAUGUCAAAUUAUCGAUAACAAAUAUGGCAUCUGAGGACUAUAAUAUCUUUGUCAAUCACUGUAUUUCUUCAUUCGCGGUUCUCCUGGUGUCUAGAGCACAUUCACACUCUUCAAAAACUGCGCUUUCAUUCUCUUGACAAACUAAAAGACAUAGAAUUAAAUCUGUAUAUAUAUUUGUAUAUGUAUUAUAUGUCAGCUUGCUUAUUUUACUCAAGCGUAUGAUCUGUUGAUCCACAUGUCAUUCUAACAAGAAACUCUGGUUGUUAAGGAGUUUCAUCCACAUGACUUUACGAUGCCAGUUUUGUUCGGUGAAACUAUGGUUUCUGGAAACUGCAAAUUUGCAACCAUAGUUGGCUUGCAAUGUUUUUUGGGAAACACACCCGUUAUGUUGUUUGUGUCAGUCUGCACAACUGCAGAUCGAGCUUGCACAGGUUCUGUGGAUAAUUCAGGCUAAACAGCUGGAAGCUGAAGAAAUGGGUUGAAAAUUUGAUUAAAAGGAAGCGUCAUUCUGAACCAUUACAUAUUGACCGACUGCUGUUAAAAAAUACCCCACUAAAGAGCAUUAUAAUAAUUGUUAAACCUUUCAAAUAUUUCUCCAACCUACUACCUCAGUGCAGACAUCCACAAAACAUCCCACUAUGAGUUUCUGCCACUCUCUAGGGACCUGGCAGUUUUCUCAGUGCUCGCUGCUCCUGAUCUUUAAAAGUCGACUGUUGUUAAAAAUUGUCAUAGUUUAAUGGAAACACUUUAAAAUACUGGACGGCUCCUUUUGUAUAUUUAUUCACAAUGAUACUGUGAAUAUAAAAAGUGUGAGAUUUCUUUGAUCAAACACAGCUAAAGAUUUUACUGUGUAUUUAUUGAACUAGAUCUAGUAUUUGUAUGAUGCUCUCAAUCCAUUUGAUUGAAUAUUUAUAACAUUGAUUUAAUGUUAAAAUAGUUAUUGAUAUUCACACAUUUUAGGACACAUCUUUCUGAUUUAUAAUUAUCUGAACUUGAGCACUCUUCAAAGACAAAAAACAUAAUUAAGACUGUCAAAUAAUAGAUUAGAUCUGCGCAAAAGGGUAGUCAGAGCAUAUCCAAACACAAGGGCAGUAAGCCCAAAACAGCCUGGCAGGGGGGCGUAUUUAUUAUUUGUAUUUUUUGACUUUAUAUAGAGUGCCUCAGAGAAGCUAGUUAGAGCGGCAGACACAGACGGGUCAGCUGCUUUCAUCGUGGAACAUUUAUGGUCUGCAGUGCAGCAGUAAAGAGUUACUUUAAGUCAAACAUUGACUUAACACUAUAGAAGGACAAACAUUUGGUUCAGCAUGAAAGAACUAUUGUGCAGCUUUUCUGUUUUGUAUUUAUAUCAUCCAUUGUGGUAAAAAUAUGCAUUUUGUUUGUGAUGUAAAAAUGCGAUGCUUAACACUGAAAGAAAUGUAAUAUGAAGUUAUGUAAAAACUGUUUGCACAGUUGUGCAUUGGUGUUUCUAGCCUGAGUUGCUUGUAUUCUUUCACUGACAGUGGCAUGUGUAAUUCAGUUUUCUAUCCACUGCUGGACAAUGUCCUGAGAAAAUCAAAGGCUAGGAAUGAUUUUAUUUUUGACCAUAACAUUUCAAUAAACAACAGUUUUGCCUUU
Molecule: messenger RNA, 3595 nt
Organism: Carassius gibelio (silver crucian carp)
Lineage: Eukaryota; Metazoa; Chordata; Actinopteri; Cypriniformes; Cyprinidae
Product: prolactin receptor
Exons: 9
Coding region: 236-1717 (493 amino acids)
Biological process (GO): cytokine-mediated signaling pathway
Cellular component (GO): external side of plasma membrane
Molecular function (GO): cytokine receptor activity; protein binding
Source: RefSeq, a predicted model, not a curated record